AUGUCCGGGCGCCUCGGAGCCAGCGAGCACCGGCAGCGCUCGGAGCGAGCAGCGCGGGCCGAGCAUCCCCGAGCGUCCCCGAGCAUCGCAGCGCGGCCGGGACACCGCGGCUCCAGCAGCGCCUCCCCCGUGCGGAGCAUGAGCCGAGCGGGCAGCGGGACCCCCGGGAGCCCCGGGAGCCGAGGGGCAGCGCUGGUGCUGGCGCUGGCGCUGGCGGCGCUGCCCGCGGCCGUGUCCGGCUGCAGCUGCGCGCCCGCGCACCCGCAGCAGCUGCUGUGCGAUGCUGCGCUCGUUAUACGAGCAAAAAUAACCAGUGAAAAGGUGGUUCCUGCCAGUGAUGAUCCCCUUGAUACCCACAAAAUGAUCCGGUAUGAAAUCAAACAAAUAAAGAUGUUUAAAGGAUUUGAAAAGCUCAAGGAUGUCCAGUAUGUCUACACCCCUUUUGAUUCAUCACUCUGUGGAGUGAAACUAGAAGCCAACAACAAAAAGCAGUACCUUCUAACAGGCCAAAUUUUAAGUGAUGGCAAAGUGCUGAUCCACUUGUGCAACUACAUUGAGCCCUGGGAUGAUUUAUCCUUGUCUCAGAAAAAGAGCCUGAACCAGAGGUACCAGAUGGGCUGUGGCUGCAAGAUCACCACGUGCUACAUGGUGCCCUGCUCCAUCACGGCGCCCAACGAGUGCCUGUGGACGGACUGGCUGAUCGAGCGGCGGCUCUACGGGCACCAGGCGCGGCACUACGCCUGCAUCAAGAGGAGCGACGGCACCUGCAGCUGGUACCGGGGGGGCCCUCCCCCCGAGAAGGAGUUCACCGACAUCAGCGAGCCCUGAGCGCCCGCCCGUCCCAGAAGCAGCGCCCUGGGAGGCUCCAUCCACCCACCCGCCCCGCAGCCGCCGCUCCGAGCUGCCCGCGUACCUCGCUCACACCCAGCGCCGGCUGUCCCCAAAGGCUCUGCGCGGCUGGCACGAGGGACAGCCCUCCUGGAGGCACCCGCUCUGCUCUGUUAUGCUUUGCACAGAGGGCUGGCGACGUCCUCCGAGGCACAACAAAUUCCCUUUUUGCCAAUAUGAAUGUACAAGAACAAAUUUUUGCCAGAAUUUUGACCCCCCUGUCUUGAUAACCUGCAGAUUAAGAGCUCCCCGUGUUUUAUUCCAAAUCUUUCCGAUGAACUACGGAAUGUUUUAUAGAACUGUAUUUUUUUUUUUUUUUUCUGUAUGAAAGUCUUGGAUACGAAAGAAUUAUUGUACAGUGUAUAUGUAAAGUAUUAUAACAAUGUGCUAUUAAAAAAAAAAAAAAGAUUCACAAAUAUUUCCUUAUCUGUUGAAACGAGUUGAACACUUCUGUGAUUAAAACAAUCUAUGCUCCA
Molecule: messenger RNA, 1364 nt
Organism: Vidua chalybeata
Lineage: Eukaryota; Metazoa; Chordata; Aves; Passeriformes; Viduidae
Gene: TIMP4
Product: TIMP metallopeptidase inhibitor 4
Biological process (GO): negative regulation of endopeptidase activity; negative regulation of membrane protein ectodomain proteolysis
Cellular component (GO): extracellular matrix
Molecular function (GO): protease binding; metalloendopeptidase inhibitor activity
Source: RefSeq, a predicted model, not a curated record